AUGGCUAUCCAGAACCUGCUGAAGAACUUUAACCCCGGCCCUGAAUACCAGGUCCUUAAUGUCAUUGGCCAGGGCGCCUACGGAACUGUUUGCUCCGCCAAGCAUAUUCCCAGCGGCGUCGAUGUUGCUAUCAAGCGCAUUGGUCCCUUCGACAGCCCCAUGCUGUGCCAGCGCACGCUGCGCGAAAUUAAGCUGCUCAAGCACUUUAACCACGAGAACAUCAUCACACUGUACGAUGUAGUCAACCUCAAGCCCCGCAACGACUUUUCGAACGUUUACAUCGUCCAGGAGCUGUUGGACAUCGACCUUCACCGUAUUAUCAAGACGCAGAACUUGACGGAAGAGCACGUUCAGUACUUCCUGUACCAAAUUCUCCGCGCAUUAAAGUACAUCCAUUCAUGCGACGUGCUGCAUCGUGAUCUGAAGCCAGCCAACAUUCUUCUGAACGCUAACUGUGACCUCAAGGUGUGCGACUUUGGACUCGCUCGCGGCGCAAAUAAGGACACGGAGAACAACGAGUCGUUCCUGACCGAAUACGUUGCCACCAGAUGGUACCGCGCGCCCGAAAUCAUGCUUUCGUUCAAGGAAUAUACCAAGGCUAUUGAUAUCUGGUCCGUCGGCUGUAUCAUGGCCGAAAUGCUGUCAAAAAUGCCCCUGUUCCCCGGACGCGACUACCACCAUCAACUCAAGCUUAUUUUCGAUAUUCUCGGUACCCCGAUCUCAAGCGACUACCUGGACAUCAAGAGCCCGCGUGCUCGCGACUAUAUCCGCAGCCUGCCGCUCAAGGCCAAGGUUAACCUGAGCAAGCAUUUCCCGUAUGCUAGCCCGUUGGCCAUUGAUCUGAUGGACAAGAUGCUGAACUUUAGCCCGAGAAGGCGUAUUACUGUUGAGGAGGCCCUGGCUCACCCGUAUUUGGCCCAGUACCAUGAUGAGGCCGAUGAGCCCAACUGCGCUCCCCUGCCUACAAACUUCUUUGACUUUGAUAACUACAGAGAGAGACUGUCUGUUGAGCAGCUCAAGGAUUUGCUGUGGCAGGAGAUCUACUCCAACCAGGACUCUGCUUCUCAGGAGGAGGAAGAUUAA
Kickxella alabastrina is the source of this 1083-nucleotide messenger RNA. Its product is annotated as mitogen-activated protein kinase. Gene Ontology annotation, biological process: intracellular signal transduction; protein phosphorylation. The transcript has 3 exons. NCBI's taxonomy places the organism in Eukaryota, Fungi, Kickxellomycota, Kickxellomycetes, Kickxellales, Kickxellaceae. The coding region runs from base 1 to 1083 and encodes 360 amino acids. Gene Ontology annotation, molecular function: MAP kinase activity; ATP binding. Gene Ontology annotation, cellular component: nucleus; cytoplasm. The record is from RefSeq and is a predicted model, not a curated record.